GGAUCUUGCAAAUGGCAUCGCAAUGCCUGUACUGUAUUUGAGAGCCAUAUCUGCUUCCACAGUGGAAGGCAAAUCAGCAGCCAACCAGCCUUCCGGUAACGCUGAACACCGCCACCUAUCAGCGCUAUUCUCAAAAGCGGGCUAGUGUCAAAUCUUUUCACGUGAUGCCCUCUGUCCUAGGCUUGGAGGAAGGGCCAAGAGGGCUGAGGGCGGUGGAGCACAAAAUUUCCGCCCACAGAAUUAGCGGAAAAAUAUAUGCCCCGGUACCUUUCUGGUUUGGCUCGCUUAGAUUCUGGUUGAUGCACACAAGAAUUGAAUUUCUUCAACCCCUCCACCAACUUUUUAGUACCUUUGGAUUCCCAACUGCUUGUACGCUGGUAAGGAAUCAUGGCUGUUGGAAAGAACAAGAGACUCUCCAAGGGCAAGAAGGGCCUUAAGAAGAAGACCGUGGACCCUUUUACCCGAAAGGACUGGUACUCUAUCAAGGCUCCUAACCCCUUCAACAUCCGAGAUGUUGGCAAGACUCUUGUGAACCGGACAACCGGUCUCAAGAACGCGAACGAUGCCCUCAAGGGCCGCAUCGUCGAGGUCUCUCUCGCCGACCUCCAGAAGGAUGAGGACCACUCAUUCCGCAAGGUUCGCCUCCGCGUCGACGAGGUCCAGGGCAAGAGCUGCCUGACCAACUUCCACGGCCUUGACUUCACAUCCGACAAGCUCCGAUCCCUGGUCCGCAAGUGGCAGACUCUGAUCGAGGCCAACAUCACCGUCAAGACCACCGAUGACUACCUCAUCCGCCUCUUCGCCAUCGCAUUCACCAAGCGACGCCCCAACCAGAUCAAGAAGACCACCUACGCUGCUUCUUCCCAGAUCCGCGCCAUUCGACGCAAGAUGACCGACAUCAUCACCCGCGAGGCCUCCAGCUGCACUCUCACCCAGCUGGUUUCCAAGCUGAUCCCCGAGGUCAUUGGCCGCGAGAUCGAGAAGUCCACCCAGGGCAUCUACCCCCUCCAGAACGUCCACAUCCGCAAGGUUAAGCUGCUGAAGGCUCCCAAGUUCGACCUGGGUGCCCUGAUGGCCCUCCACGGCGAGUCUGGCACUGACGACCAGGGCCAGAAGGUUGAGCGGGAGUUCAAGGAGCGUGUUUUGGAGGAGGUCUGAAAAAUGGGCUAUUUGUAGAGAGAUGAAGGCGCAAGGGAGCCCUGCGAGUGCUAGAUUCGCGCCUGGCCGUUUUCCCAGUCAUUUUACAUGGAGUAACAACCCAUAGGCGGGUAGGGAGGUUAGGUAAUGUCCCUAUGAUAUACUAAAAGACACUCGGAUUGCUUCUACUUUAUAUGUGUGUUUAUUUAGCCCUUGAACAAGGCGAUUUAAAAUACUGUGAAGAUGGACAGUAGUGACGAACAAUGGCAGUGCAAUAACGCGUCGGGGCGCGAGCUGUUUGGGUAAAGACAUUGAUUUUGUAGCAAGAAAAAUAUACUAUCUAAAAAUUUA
This is a messenger RNA of Trichoderma atroviride IMI 206040, 1488 nucleotides long. RefSeq names its product 40S ribosomal protein eS1. Gene Ontology annotation, biological process: translation. Gene Ontology annotation, cellular component: ribosome; cytosol. Gene Ontology annotation, molecular function: structural constituent of ribosome. Lineage: Eukaryota; Fungi; Ascomycota; Sordariomycetes; Hypocreales; Hypocreaceae. The record is from RefSeq and is a predicted model, not a curated record.